AUGGAUCCUCUUUGCUCCUCCUUUAUCUCCACCGCCGGCGUCACCUUUCCCCACGGCCUCCGCCCCCAGUCGGGCGCCAAGGUCCUCCCUUUGAGCCAUCGCUUGCGCCGCACCUCCGCAGUUCUCAAGAAGGAUGGCACCGCUGUCCCGACUUCUUCAUCUUCGCCCACAUAUCCUGGGGGCAAGGAGGCCCUCCCCGCUCUCCUCAGGAAGCUGAUCGAGGCGACUCCCACGUCAUCCCUGGCCGACUCCCUUAGAAAGACCUUCGAAGCGAUCGUCGACAGUUUUAUGGCCCCUACUGCCCCCCUUCCCCACAACGACCCCCGCUACGUCCUCGCCGGCAACUGGGCUCCAGUCGGCGAGCUGCCCCCGACACCUUGCCCCCUUGUCAGGGGAAGAAUCCCCCCCGCCCUUCGGGGCGGUGCCUAUCUCCGCAAUGGGCCGAAUCCCCAGCACUUUCCUCUCGGGACUUACCACCACUUCGACGGCGACGGCAUGCUUCACUCCAUCCUCCUCCCCGGAGGUGGUGACGGCACUGCCCCUGCUACAUUGUGCAGCCGUUACGUACAGACAUACAAGUACCUGGUGGAGCGGGAGGCCGGCAGGAACGUCUUCCCUACCAUUUUCUCAGGCAUCCACGGCGUUGAUGGCCUCGCUCGUCACGCCGCUUUCGCCGCCCGCGUGGUCACAGGACAGACGGAACUCGCCGCAGGCCUCGGCGUCGCGAACACCAGCCUCGCCUUCAUCGGCGGUCGUGUCUUCGCCCUCGAAGAGGCGGAUCUCCCCUACGCCGUUCACCUCUCCCCAUCCGGCGACGUGACCACCAUUGGCCGGUGGGACUUUGGGGGCGAACUCUCCACCUGCAUGACGGCCCAUCCUAAGAAGGACGCCAUCACCGGCGAGGUUUUCGCGUUCCGGUGUGGCGUGGUGCCCCCCUUCGUCACCUACUUCCGCUUCGACGCCGAAGGAAAGAAGCAGCCGGACGUGCCCAUCUUCUCCGUUAGCCAGCCCGGCUUCUUCCACGACUUCGCCAUCACCGAAAACUACGCCCUCUUAUUCGAUACGCAGAUCGUAAUGCAACCGUUGCAGAUGGCGUUCGCGGGUGCCUUUCCCCUCGGCACCGAUUCCGCGAAGGUGCCCAGGGUCGGUAUACUACCGCGGUACGCGGAGUCCGAUUGCGACAUUAGGUGGUUCGAGCUGCCUGGAUUCAACCCGGUGCAUAUCGUCAACGCAUGGGAGGAGGACGGAGGUGCCACCGUGGUACUGGUGGCGCCCAACAUGCUGCCUAUGGAGCGUCCGCUGGAAAGGAUGGAACUCGUCCAGUGCUGCGUGGAGAUGGUGAGGAUCGACCUCAAGAGCGGAGCCGUAUCCCGGACCCCGCUGUCCUCAGAGAACCUCGACUUCGGCGUGAUCAACCCGAACUACCUAGGCCGCCGCAACCGCUACGCCUACCUCGGCGUGGGAGACCCGCAACCGAAGGUGGGUGCCGUGGUGAAGCUCGACAUGGAGAAGAAGGGUGGCGACUGUGUGGUCGCUUCCCGGAUCUACGGUCCCCGGAGGUUCGGUGGCGAGCCCGUCUUCGUACCGGCGCUGGUCGAGGGCGAGGGGGAGGACGACGGGUACCUAGUGACGUACCUGCACGACGAGAACACGCGAGAGUCGAGCUUCCUCGUGAUGGAUGCGAGGUCCCCGGACUUGGAGGUGGUCGCCGAGGUGUCCCUGCCCUGUCGGGUGCCGUAUGGCUUCCACGGCCUGUUCGUCACGGCGGAGGAGCUCCGUUCACAGAAGGGGAAAUCCUAG
Spirodela intermedia is the source of this 1800-nucleotide messenger RNA. The record is from the annotation of a GenBank genome assembly. NCBI's taxonomy places the organism in Eukaryota, Viridiplantae, Streptophyta, Magnoliopsida, Alismatales, Araceae.